Podospora bellae-mahoneyi is the source of this 3316-nucleotide messenger RNA. RefSeq lists its product as uncharacterized. Gene Ontology annotation, molecular function: protein binding. The record is from RefSeq and is a predicted model, not a curated record. The coding region runs from base 1005 to 2573 and encodes 522 amino acids. The transcript has 2 exons. Lineage: Eukaryota; Fungi; Ascomycota; Sordariomycetes; Sordariales; Podosporaceae.
UCCGCAUCGAAGAGGUAUCGAGCUAGUCGGUUUGCUGGUGCAGACCCGCUGGGGUAAACGGUUCGCACUUGGGUCUAUGGAGGGAGGGGGGAGGCGUGGCACAUCAACGAGCCAUCAAAGGCUUUCGAAUCUGGCCCGACUCCAGCAACUCUCCACUAUUACGCCGGCCAAACCGCCGUGUGGGCCAUCGCCAACCCCAAACCUUCGUCCCAUCCCUACAACCGCACACACACAUACACAAACACACUCUCCCGACCCUCGACCGCCCACUCCCCGCCCUUCUCCCCGCGAAUCCCAGUGACCACCGGCCAUACCCAUACCGCAACGGCCACCUGUAAUUCCAUCCGUCUCGGUGCUUCCUGUGUCGCUGUUCUUUGAUCAUCCAUUUCGGCGCGUGUUCGGGCACACGUCUGUCAGUUGUCUGCUGUCUGUCUCUUCGCCUCUUUCGCCCUUUCACCCUUUCACCCUCUUCCCCCACACCCUUCCAAAACAGGCGUCAACCCCAGCUCCGUCGAACCCGUCAAACCCCGUCCCGUCCCGUCUUCUCCUGCCAGCCUCUUUCCUGCAUUUUGUCGUCUGUCGCCGUCGACCUCCUGGGAUUCUGGACCGUCGACUUAUUGCGCGCAUCGCACGUAGCCUCUAUUGAUUCCAACUCGAUUUCGCCCGUAUUCAUUCGUUACCAUCUGGACGCUGGUGCUAGGAGGGUGAGCCCGGCAAAUAAUAUCUCGCGAAAACCGACGACGCUCUGCACCAACAGACGAAUCUCGACGCCAAUUGACCCGCCGACCGUCGCUCGAUACACUCCUCAACGCUUGCUCACUGGCUGUGGAAUUGGAGGGUUCUCUUGUGCCUGAUCUGUCGACGUUCCUUUCUCGCGAGGCCGAUGUCCCAUCAUGGUUAAAUUGCGAUUGGUUUGUGUUGCCGCCAUCAUCAACACACCGCCCAUCUCCUCUUUACCUGCGCAAUAAGACCUAGGUGGUCGUUGUCGACCAAGAAUCGAAGCCAUGGAUCCACUACAUAUCACCGAGUUCGGUUCGGAGCGCUAUCUCGAGAAGGUCCAACAGUCUCAGGCCCAGACACAGGCAAAUGCUUCCCAAGGGCAGGGGGCAGUCUCGACGCUCCUCCAGUCCCCCUUUAUUCUCCCUAUUCGCGAGUCCGGCGCCACGGGCUCAGAUGUCGGGGCCAAGUCGAACGAGCAAAAGCGUCCGGAAAAGAAGGGAUUCAGCUCCUGGAGGAACAGAUUUACCAAGCCCCCAGCAGUCCCACCUUCGAGUAUCUGUGAACAGCCCGAACGUCGUCCCCCGUUGCCAGAAUCGACAACCAAACAGCCGCUGCCUUUCGAUCAUUUGUUUGCCGCGCUGCCGAACGAACUGCAGGUCGAGAUCAUCGCAUCACUUCCGCUCUCUGAUGUCUUGAACCUUCGACUGGCUUCGAAAUCCCUUCACGCUCUGGUAUCGCUGAACGAAGUCCCCAUCACACGCUACCACCUUGACUACCACAUACCCGCGUACGCCAAACGGCUCUACCCUUUGCCCCAGGGGCGUUCGCUCAACUUUCACUAUCUGUGCGGAAUUUGGCAUCGGCUACACGUUGCCGCCAAGCUGUCUCACCUAAUGUGCCAGUUGAUAAUCAGAGAACAGUUGCUCCUCAACACUGAAGAAAAGAGGAGGCAGUACGCCCCUCAAACAGAGCGGAUGCGCCGCCGUCUGAUUCCCAUUUUGUUUACCGUGUUCCAUUUCUUCGAAACGUACCGGAAGCUUCACCUCAAAUACAUGGCCGAACACGACGGCUUCGGCCUAUCAAAGACGCCUUAUACGGUCAAUCCAAUCGAGGCCGAGAUCAUGAACAUGUACGAAGACCGCACACUCCUGCGCGUUCAUGAGGCCUUUCCCCUGGUAAUAUGGGCCUUUUGCAGAAGGCUCCGACCACCAUCCUAUGUCGGCCGCGUCGAGCGAUCGCUGAGGGGUUACCUUAAAGAGAGACCACCUGACGAGGUCCAUGUUGCAGUGUUGUGCCUCGGUGGCAUGCGGGAAGUCUUGAGGCUCUGGGAGGUGAAGGGUUACAAUGCACGGCGGGCGGCCGUCGAUGCUUGGUAUGAGUCGAUUCUCCAUGAACAACCGGUGGAGCCGGAGCCGAAAAGAAGACGAGGGAUGCUGGGCCUCAAGAGGAAGAAGUCUUCUUUCAACAUGGGCAAGACGAAUGGUCAUGGGCACGAGGCACAGCACGGCGCAAACGACGUGAGCGCAACACGCGGGAAACAGCCAGACAGCCUCGUUUUUCACACCAGCUUAGCGGCUGGUAUGCCUAUGGCCGCCCUGAGCAAGGACGAAUCCAAACUGUUGUACCCUGAUCUUCCGGUGCUGCAACGAAUAUGGCUGGUCACAGCUGAGGCCAUGAUCUUGGAUCGCAAAAUUGUCGAACGACCGGCACAUAUACAUCGCAACGCCCAAGUAUUUACCGAUUUGAUUUCCGAAAGCGGCAUCGAUGAAGAAGACCAGUGGCUCUAUGGUACCACCGCACCGGAGUCUGUCAGGCCGAACCUGGACGCUAUUGAAGAAGACCCAGAUGAAUAACCGGAAAGGAGCCCGGUGAAUUUUUAUCACGCGGUCUCUGUUUAGCCAGCAACAAGGACGAUCUGCUGACGUCCGCUCACUACAUCACCGCCAAAACGCCCUCUUACGUCAUUAUUUUCGGCCCCAUGAAGAGACGGCGGCUGUAAAACAUCGAUACCAAGACAUUUCUACCAAGACACAAUUUUCAUUUGUCCGUUAUGGGGUUAUAAAAGCAUUUAUGGGCGUUUCAAGUGUUUCCUUUUUCAAGCUGCUGCUUGUUCCGGAAAGCCGAUAAGCUCGGCGAGGAACUCGGGCGAAGAGGGUCGGCAUUGCGAGACAAUAUGGUGUACGGGAUCUGUUGUUAAAUAUUGGAAAUGGUCCACGGGCCGCUUGGGGUUUCGAGCCUGGGGGGUUGUUUGUCGUAUUUGGGUCUUUUUUUUUGAGGCAUAAGGGGGCACACGGUGUGCCUUUUCACCUUACGGGUCAUAGACCGCUCUUCUUUUUGUCACCUCUUGCUCUUGGUGUCGUUUCAUCUUCUUUUCUUAAACUGCAUACAUACCCAGGAGUCAUCUCACAGAGACACGGGCGCUUGCUGUACCAUUGGUCUCGCUUGAGCUGCCUUGGCUCGAGUCAACUGGAUGCCAGUUAGGUGGUGGACUACAUAGACACGGGAAAGACGCCUCCGCCCCUCCAUCACAUCACAUGGCCUCUAAUUAAAGUACAUUAUUCAUCAUUUGCUGCUAUGGGGGAAAACAUUCCCACGU